CAGAAGAAAAGAUUAUUAUAUCAAUCAUAAUACGAUAAACUCUGUUUUAUUCCACCAUCUUUCAAAAUUCUUGUCAAAACUGACGUGAAAAGAUUAAUUUAACUUUCACUGUGUCGUCCACGUGCGUGAACUCAAUAUUACAAUCCAGGAAGAGAAGGAAGAGCCCCUUAACCGCCAUAUAACACACGAUGUGUCGUAAACUACUUAAGCAGCCAAUCGACCUGCAGGCCGGCCACGCGCUUCGACAGAGGCAAAUAAAUUAGACAAAAAGAAGAGGAAGAAGAGAAACAAACAUUCCCGGGGUGCGGAGCAGAACGCACGAUGCAGCGUCGGCGCUUGGCGUCGGGACGCAGGCGCAUCGCGAUAGGCGACGGGGGAGACGCCGUCGUCGCGGGGGGCUCUCUCGGGUGCCACCUCGGGGGCCGGCAGUCAGUCGCGCUCGGGGUGGCUCGACCUCGCCGCUCGUUCGCUCCUAAAGAUGAGUUCUCUCAUGAUGCGCGCUCUCGGCACGUGGCCGCAUUUUAUGUGUACGUGAUUUUCGGCAAUGCGUAACUUUCGGUAUUCGAUAAGAUAGCCGAUCGAAAGGGACGUGACGCCGAGGACAACGUGUGGUUCUAGGGUGAUCCUUAAACCUGAUGGAGUGCGGUCGGUCUGCCUUUCAUCGCGGAUUUCGAUAGCUCGAUAGUGAGCUCACGAAGCCAAAGAGAAAAAAAAGGGAAGAAAACACACUGUGCUCGCGUCGGUUCAACGACGCGCGUCGCGAAGAAUGUCGACGAGUGAACGAAAGUGCUCCUCUUCGACGCUUCAAGGAACGCGUUAAGAGUGUGUUGUGUUCACGAGGGUAUUUGCGUAAAGGAGACACAUCUGAUAAGCGUGAGAGAGUCAGAACGCAGCAUCGGUAAUCGUCCGUCGCCACCGCUGCGGCACACGCCGGCCGACGAACCGACGCUGAGCGUCGCCGCCGGCGUCCGUCGUCCACGAGACCUUUUAUGGGACACCGAUCUGCAGAACACGUAGAAGUUAACGAGACUCGUGUUCUGUCGACACUCACGCUUAUAAUUAGUGUCGCCGUUUUCAUCGUCUGGAAUAUCGUCGUUAACGGAUAGCAGUGAUAUUGCUCGACAAUUAUUCGUGGCGCGAUGCGGCGUCGCUUUUCUCGUCAGUGCAUUGUUGCUAGCCAAGAAAACAUUACAGUAACAACAAGUGACGGCAUCGUCAGCAUAGCCGUCGAAGAAUGGACGAAGUGUGCGAUAAACGAAGUCAUCAUCGCUGUCAGUGCGCUUGUCGACGCGCGCUGCGACGCCGGCGUCGGCGUCGUCGGUUACCACCGCCGUUUACUUUCCGCGAUUGUCGGACGGGUCGCGCAGUGAUUCGCGUGUGAGAUUCGGUCGUCGGCUUAUUGGAUGGAAGACGACGACGACGAAGGCGGCGACGACGACGCGACGAGAGAUGCCUGGUAUCGUGGUGUUCCGACGACGCUGGAGCGUCGGCAGCGACGAUCUCGUCGUGCCCGGCUUUGUUUUAUUCAUCUUUCAUCUCAUAUGGCUCACGGUGCUGGGCGUUCUACUGGGGAUCCUCGAGUGGGAUCGUAGCGUACCAUGCAUCUUUCUCCUGUGGGAAUACAUGAUCGGAUAUGAGGUCCUCUUCGUGGUCUGUAUACUGGUGGAGUUCUACAUCUGCUUCCUGGCGACGCGGGGCAGCAUCCUGGACACUACGGCGAGGGCGUCGAUGCAGUACUUUCUCUACAUCCGGCUGUUUAUGGUACUGGUGGAAAUUGGAUGGCUGUGUGCAGGUGUUACUUGGUUAGCGCGUUAUUAUCAAACCUGUCCAGUGGACCAAGCUAAAGAUGUUAUGUUAGGUUUGGUGAUAUCGAACUGGUGCCUGUUGGCGUUGAUGAUGGUGACCAUUUGGUGCACGUACGACGCCGCCGGCAGGUCCUGGGUGAAAAUGAAGAAGUAUCAGCGCAGUAUGCGGGAGGCGGAGUCGAGGGGGGCCAGACUGCAUUACAAACGCAGCGGCAGCAGAAAUCGAAAUUGGCGACAACGAAAAGUCAUACGUGCCUAUCAGGAUAGUUGGGACAACAGAUGCAGACUGCUGUUCUGCUGCAUGGGCAACUCCGAUCGUAAUCGAAACUCGUUCGCCGACAUCGCCCGGCUGCUGAGCGACUUCUUCCGCGACUUGGACGUAGUGCCGUCGGAUGUGGUGGCCGGUCUGGUGCUGCUGAGGAAAUUCCAGAAAAUUGAGCGCGAGCUAAUCGUGAAGCAGCGCAAGAACGAUACGUACGAGUUCCUGUCGGGGGUGCCGGUCACCCCACGCACCAAGUUCCUCUCUCUGACCGAAGACGGUGAUCUGGGUCACUUUCAGCUGGCCAUUCAUUACAUGCACUUUGCCCUCGCCGCCUACGGCUGGCCCAUGUUCCUGGUCGGCCCCUCCACCGAGCUCUGCCACUUGUGCACCAGAUUGCAAUGCUGCUGCUGCUGUUUCCCGUGCGGCGCCCGCCACGAGGACGAGGCGACGAUCAUCGAGGACAAUUGCUGCCGAUGCAACUACGCUGCGCUGAGCAGAAUGCUCGAUCUGGGGGAGAUCGAGGUCGUGUACGCGACCUUCCACGUUGACGUCGGCGAGACGCCGUUCUUCGUCGCGCUUGAUUACACGAAGAAAAAGAUUGUAGUUAGUAUACGAGGGACGAUAAGCAUGAAGGAUGUAUUAACGGACCUGAACGCCGAGGGCGAAGUGCUGCCUUUGUCACCGCCGAGGGAGGACUGGUUCGGGCACAAGGGAAUGGUGCAAGCUGCCGAAUACAUACGCAAGAAGCUACAGGAGGAGGAUAUCAUCGCGCGUGCUCGCGCCAAGGAUCACUCGAGGGGCACACAUCAAUUCGGACUUACGCUGGUGGGGCACUCGUUGGGCGCCGGUACGGCGGCAAUUCUCGCGAUCUUGCUAAAGCAGGAUUAUCCGGACCUGAUGUGCUUCUCGUUCGGGCCACCCGGCGGACUGCUGAGCAUGCCCGCUCAGCAGUAUACGCAGGAAUUCAUCACCUCCGUCGUAGUGGGCAAGGAUGUUGUACCGCGCAUUGGACUCCGGCAGAUGGAGAGUCUGAGGGCGGAUCUCAUCAACGCCAUAAAGAGGAGCGUCGAUCCCAAGUGGAAGACGAUUGCGUGCUCGGUGAUGUGCUGUGGCUGCGGCUCGACGCCCACAUCAGCUGCAAAUCUAGAGGCCGGUGGUUGCAUCAGCGAAUACCAACGUGAUAAAGACCGAGCGCGCGCUCAGACCGUCGUACCCAGCGACUCCAGCAUCGCCCUGACCUUGCAUCGGCCCUUAUAUCCACCAGGACGAAUUAUACACGUGGUGCGACAUCAUCCCAACAAGGGCGAGCAGAAAUAUGAGACGCAUUGGAGGCAAAUGUUGAGCAAGCGCGAACCGGUGUACCAGGCGUUGUGGGCCGGCCCAUGCGACUUCGACGAGGUGCUGAUCAGCCCGGUGAUGAUACAGGAUCAUAUGCCGGACAACAUGCUUCGAGCACUGAACAAGGUUGUGACAACCCUGGGGCCGGCGAAGCCGCAGCGAUUGGCGUCGUCGACGGAGACGGCGUCGUUCGAGGCGGCGCACGAGCACCACGAAAUCCAGGAGCUGGAGGUGCAGGAGCAGGAGAUGCGGGCGCUGCUAUCACCGUCGACCCCGACCCGGUGUCUGAGCAACCACUUGGCCGGCACGCCGCCGCACCGACUCUGCCUGGAGACGAGCUUCACGUCGCUGCAGAGCCCCUCGGAACCCCAAGCCGGCCGCGAGCUCAGCGUCGACUCCCACGGCAUUCCCUGGGAGUACGUCAGCCUCGCCAGCGAGCUGCUCAACACGCCCAGACUGGAGGACGGCAAACCAUCAAAUCGCUGGGACGACCCGACGCGGAUGGCGCCGUUGGCGACGCCGGAGACGCUGUCGGAGGCGUCGACGAGCAGUCCUCCGUCGCCGGUGGUGCCGGCGCCCAGGCCGAUGCGACGCACGCCCAAAAUCCCGGGAAACUUGUCGACGGCGGCGGACGACCUGAAGAACAAUCUGCACUACGCGAUGCUCUCGGCGAAGAAUUACUUUAGGAGGACGACAGGGGAGCACACGGAGGGCAGUAACAACGGCAGCAGCAGCGGCAACAGUGAGGCGAGCUACGAGAGCGCACGGAGUCUGACCGCUGCCGGUCUUCCGCCGCCAGUGCCGCGACGACGGGACUCCGUCAUCGUCAGAAGAGAACAACGGACGUGCACGGCGGCGUGCUGCAGAGAUGACCUGUCGGAGAACUCGUCCACUCAAACGUCGUCGCACUCCUCGAGAGUCUCCCACACCUCGCAUCACGUCCAGGUGGAGUUCAACGAGGAGGAAAACGACACGAACGGUUCCAGUCUGGACUUCUACGAAGCGAAGGGUUCUUCCUGCCAGCGCGACAGCAGCAACGACGUCUUUCUCAGUGUGCGCAGUUCACCGGAAUGCAAAGGGCUCAUGGCGCCGGCUACGGAUCUGGGUGCCGAGUGGAAGAAACGACUGGACACCACGGGCGUAAGCGGCGACGCCUCGUUACCGCUACUCCGAGGCUUGUCGCCCACGCCGACACCCGUCCAGCAUAGCUCGCCAUUUUUCAAUGCCAAGCGGAAGAAGUAUGUGUAUCCCAUCACGCUGGUGGGACGAGGAGAGAGCAGCGUCUAGUCAUAAAUUGUAGAUAAAAAUAGGAAAAAAAGUAUCGCGAAGGCAUCCUUGAUUCGGCAAAGAAGCCAAUCGGACACGAGGAGAUAAAGCGAGGAAGUCGCUCCAUGUGAUACAACAAUGCGGCUUCAAUGAGAAGGAACAUUUUAUUGUGAAAAGACUUUAGCUAAGCGAAUUGAAAUAAACCUAAUCGAGGACCACAAACCACAUUUAGUGAUCGAGUCUCGCGUAGUUUUUUACCUCGCACGAACACAGAACGAUUUAAGAAGAGAAAUAAUAAACUUGUUAGAAAAUAUAAAGCUAAACUACGCCGAGAUUCGAAUAAUUAGAAAUCGACGUUCGGAUACAUGUGUGCCAAAUCCUGUUCGUUUUCUUUCCACUUCCUCUUCUUCUUCCUAAACCUAUGAACAUCUCAGGUGGCUAGUUGCCCGAACGAAAAGAAAAUUUGUGAAAUGUUAUAAUUCCUUUAAAUUGUAUUCACAUCUUUUGUGUGUUUAGACUUUUUUUGCAUCAUCUUUCUACAUGUACGAAUGUCUUGGUCAAACAUCGGGUAUUACGCUUUCAUAAUUGUACUUUAAUAAGCGUGAAAAACGGUAACUUGUUCAUAAUUAUCAAUGAAGAACGAGUAUUCAAGGAUCUUAAACAUGACAUUGAUUAGUGAUCACUCAAUUUAGCAAUUAUUUUAGUAAUUGAUAAUAAUAAAAGAAGAUAUAAUCAUGCAAUAUGGAAUCAUUCCUCUUGGGAUUUAAUUCCAUAUUGUAAAACUUAUUACGAUUCGAGUAUCAGAGAAAAGAAGACGCGUUUCUAUAACUAUGAAUCUUCUAGUCAAAAUUAAAGAGUGUACUGCACAUGGCAGUAGUGGCCUAUUCUGCAUCGAUAUUGUUUAUUAAGAAUAUACAGUAGAAAACCAUUGAUUUUUAUACACUUCUAAAUGUGGAUUCAUUGAAGCACAAAUCGAAUCUUGCAUAUAUUUUAUUUGAUCUUUUUAUAUAGUUUGUACUAUACUUAAUUUGUUAAAUUAACGCCGUUAAAACAACGCGUAUUAAUACGCUUUAACAUACAUAAAUCGACUACACCGCUAAUUAACUGUCGUUACUUUUCUAUUACCCUUUGCGUGAUCGAGUUACUUUAAUGAUAAUAUGUAAUAUAAAUGAAGAAAUAUUUCGCGAAACGUUAUCGCGAUUGUACAGCCGAAAGAAAUCGCGAUCGUCGAAUAUGCAACUUCUCUUAAGGAUAUACUCUAAGAUCGGAGUUUCGACGCCGCUGUACGUAUGUAAAAAAAAAA
Messenger RNA from Linepithema humile (Argentine ant), 5974 nucleotides. It is a transcript of the gene inaE, whose product is annotated as inactivation no afterpotential E. Gene Ontology annotation, cellular component: postsynaptic membrane; cytoplasm; dendrite membrane. Gene Ontology annotation, molecular function: lipoprotein lipase activity. NCBI's taxonomy places the organism in Eukaryota, Metazoa, Arthropoda, Insecta, Hymenoptera, Formicidae. The record is from RefSeq and is a predicted model, not a curated record. Gene Ontology annotation, biological process: diacylglycerol catabolic process; arachidonate metabolic process.